AAUGCUCAUAAAUAUUUUUUGAUCCGAAAAAGUUAUGGCAUGUUGCAGACCAUUAGGGUUCUUGAUAGGCCUUCCUUUUGCCAUUCUUUCCUUGGUUCUCUCCUUCAUUGGUGCUCUUCUUUGGAUCUUUUGGUCUCUUUUGAGCUGCAUUUGCCCUUGCUGUGUAUGUUUUGCUGUACUUUCAGAUUUGUCAAUAAGCCUUUUGAAGCUUCCCAUCGAUGUUAUGGAUUGGUUCGUUAGCUUAAUUCCUUGUUAGGGUUUUUAGAGAUUGAAAAUUCCAGUUUUAUUCAUGGGAAUUCAAAUUAGUUAAUAUUGUUUAUAUAAUUACAA
Messenger RNA from Cucumis sativus (cucumber), 330 nucleotides. Its product is annotated as signaling peptide TAXIMIN 1-like. The transcript has 2 exons. NCBI's taxonomy places the organism in Eukaryota, Viridiplantae, Streptophyta, Magnoliopsida, Cucurbitales, Cucurbitaceae. The record is from RefSeq and is a predicted model, not a curated record. The coding region runs from base 35 to 256 and encodes 73 amino acids.